UGAUAACUGACAGUGACAGCUGCUGAAUUUGUGUUGACCGUGAUGACUGCAGCAAAAAAUUUUUCUGAAAUAAAAAUAGACGUCUUUUAAUUAACAUUACAUUUUCAAAAGUGAAGGUGAACAACACAUUAAUAACUUUAAAGUUCGUGCAGUGAAAAACACAUAUGGACAGUUUGGUGUAUCAAAAUCAAACGGAAAGUGAUAUAUUGAAGAAAUAAUGGAAGUAGAUACAACUAAUGAUAUACCACUAAAGGGGUCUAAAUUUCAGAAAGAAAAUGUUUACAACAAAUUACUCCCCUAUGCAGACGAACUGGAAGAGGAAUCAUCCAAAUUAUUCGAAGACAUUAAAAGUAACUUAGUGAAAUCAGUUUUAGCAAGGGAAAUGCGACCUGGUUGUGCCUUAUGGACGUCCAGAUUAAUGAAAUACAUCAAAAUUUAUGGAAUGAAGUUUUCUAAGGAAGACCAUAUUGCCUUGAUAAAAUUAUUUUAUGAGUUAGUUAUAAUUCCAGAUUUAGAACCCACGAGAAUUAACAAAUGUGCUACAAUGUUAAUUCAGCUGUUAAAAAAAAAAUAUCUUCUUACUCGAGAUGAUUUACAAUUAGAUUGGAGACCACUGUAUGAUUUGUGUGUAAAACUUAUGGAAAAAAGCAAAACAGUUAUAGGAAUGUACAGAUAUGCAGCCAAUUUUGAAAUGACAAUAUUUCAUCUUAUAAGGUUAUGUAAGGUAUAUUUUCCAGCAUCAGUCACUCAAGAAAUUUUAGAUGAAUUUAGACCCAAACUUUGCAUUUUUAAUCACACAGAAAUGGCCAGUACUAUAAGAUAUUUGGAAUUGUUUUUACCAAAUAGUAUGAAAGCUGAAGAAGCUGAUCAAAGUUACAAAUUAUGGUUUGAAGAAUUGAUGAAUUUGUGGGAUACCUGUCAAGAUGAUAGUACAUGGGAAAAUAAUAUGAUGUGGAUCAUGACAGGGCUAGCCAGAUUCCAAAUAGGCCGAAUAGAUUGGCAGCCUUACAUUCCAGCCAUGUUUGUAAGAUUCCAAAGAACUUUUCAGCUACCAGUAGCAUUCAAACAAAGACAUAUGGGUCGAUUUCACAAGAUUGAUAUUUCUGCUAUGGCAAUGUGGAUAGUGUGUGUCUUAAACGGUGACAAAAACGUGGCCUUCUUUCAUUUUGAAAAAUUUAUGCAGACUUUGGAGUCCUAUUUUUAUCCUGCCAAUACUGGAAGAUGGACUUCUAAAUUGAGAGAACUGUUGCGCACUCUUUCUUUUUAUUUCAUACAAAGAGUUCACUGUGAACGUUACAAGACACCAUCUUGGGAAUUUCAAGUCCCAGAUCAUUAUAAAUUAACAGAUGCAGAUCUUGAUAGAUUUGUUAAUAUAAUGAGACCAUGUAUUGAACAAGCUUUAUACAAUAGGAUGGGACUUCAAGAUACUAGUUUAACUUUGCAAUAUCUAUCAUGUUUGAGACCAAACAUUAUUAUUCCAAUGACUCUUGAAAAGCUAUAUUCAUCUAUGAACAGCCUAACAGAGCCUCAUAAAUUGACGUCCUCUAUGAUGGCUGUUAUUGCAUGUGGAAGAUAUAUGGUUCAAGGAAAUCGUAACAACUAUCCAGAGGGCCCUACACACAUAAUACCCCUUCUUAUGGAACUCUUGCCUGGUAUAGAUCCUAAUGACAUAAGAAAAUCGUAUGUCACGUUUAAUUUUAUUGUUCAUUUUGUCAAUAUGAUCCCAGUUAUAGAUUCUUCAGGUGCUAGUUCUCACUAUGAACUUUCUGAAGAAGAACAUGUGGUUUGUGAAGCUACUGCUAAUUUUGAGGACUUUGUUUUACAGUUUUUUGACAAAUUAUGCAUAUGGAUGGAGUCGAAUAGUUUGGAUUUCAUCAGGUUAGAGCAAAUGACAAAUAAUGAUAAUGUUAAAAAUAGAAUAGAAACUAUUUCUGAAAGUGCAUUGGGCUCUGUUAUAUCUGUCGUUUUAAAUCAGUGUUCACCAAAUAUAUUUAAGAGUGCCUUAAAAAAGAUAUACAAUUUUGUAACCUCAAAAGUUAUGGAAGUUCAUGUUUCUGGUAAAAUGGUGGCUAUUGGUUGCCACUGCUUUGCAAAAGUUAAUCCGAAAGAAACUUUAAAGCUGUUUUUGCCUUAUCUUUGUGAUAGAAUCCAAGAUCUCUUAAACGAAAAUCCUAAUAUUGAAAAAGAAGAACAUAUUGACGACGAAUUACUUUACAACUUGUUAAUGUUGUCAGAAUUGGUAGAUGGUAGAUCAGUACUGUUAAACUACUUAGAUAGAUUAACAACUAUCUUGGACAAAACGUUACAUAUGACCUGUCAAAGUGCUAGUCAAUUUUCAGCCAGAAUGUUAGAACUUAUGAUGUCAUCUUUGACGAAUAUUCAACCGACAGAAAUUAAAAGCUGUGCCACUGACUAUUCCAAGCCUGUCGAAGAAUUUCUUCCUAUUAGAGAAUGGGGUAAAGCCGAAGAAAUAAAAGAUCUAAAAAUAUCAUGGUACGUUCCAGGAAAAGAAGAAGUAGAAGCAGUUCAAAAUCUACUUGGAAGAUAUUUGAUGCCUGAACUUCAUAAAUUGGAAAACCAUUCUACUGGAGAAAAAAUUUUACCUAGACAGGAGUUAAAACAAUCUCUAAAAAUUAUAAUUUCAAUUUUGUCAUGCCAAUCUUUGCUGCCUAUGUGGGAUGAAGAGGUUUACCCUCUAGUUGAAACAGUUUUGGACCCUUGGACUUUCAACCUUAAAGUUAAUGGUAGUGGAGUUGUAACAAUGCCAGAUGGCUCAAAUGUAAGAAAAGCAAUCGUCAACAUUAUUCAUAAACUGCAAAAAAGAAUGUUAGAAGUUGACGAAGGCAAUACUCAAAGUAUACAGAACAUUAUUAAUAUUUACAACAUAAUUCUAUUCAACAAAACCAGAGGACAGGACUUUGAAUUUCACUGGAAGAGUUUCCACAUGACAAAAAAACUGCUCGAGGACCGUCUUCACCAGAAAAAACUUCAUUUGCGCCACGUCCUUAUAGACAGAGUUAUGUUGCAACAAGAAUUCCGCAUAGAAAGUAGAAAUUGUUCAUUUUCCGAAACUCACAAAAUGAUAUUGCUGGAUCUGUUUGAGUUGAGCACGUCUAGAUACAGUGAAGUCAGAAUAGCAGCUCAAUGCAAAUUAUUCUGCAUCGUAUCCUACUUUCCCUAUUCAUAUACUGUUCUUACAGACAAAAUCAAAGAUAUUCUUCAAUUGGAUUCAGAACAGAAUCAUGAAAAAUUUAAAGGAUGUCUCUACAUUCUACUGGGUCCAAAAACUGCACCAAUUAUCGCUAGACAUGAUUGGAAAUUUAUCGAACAAUUAUGGCCCCUUUUAGUAAAAUCUAUGCCCUCGGAAAAACCUUCGAUAAUCAGCUUAAUUAUGGCGUUGGGUGAAGCUAUUGACAAAUUCUUUCCCACUAUUGCCAUUAAACUGAUAAUUCCCACAAGCGUUAUUCAAGCUGCUUAUAACUUAGCGCAAAAUCAACCGCUCGAGAAGUUGAAAGAAUAUGAACAAUUAGCGGCAAAUGGUGAGGCUUAUUUGAAAAGAAAAAGCGACGAACGGCGAGUUGCUUAUGAUAAAACGUUAGAAUCACUCAUGGAUGCCUUAGAAUCGGGGAAUUUGCAUUGGCGCUAUUACCAAAUGGCGAUUAAUUUCAUCAAAGAUCUAGUGCAUUUUGACGUAAAGUACGGACCAAGAGUUGUAAAAUUCUUCCUCAAAUCGUCCAUAGACGAUUCGCUUCUAGUUAGAAAAACGUCUAUAAAAAUUCUGGUUUACAUACUUUUACAAAAUAAAACUAAAUACAAGAAGGUGGAAAUAGAUCCGCAGCAACUAUCAAAAACUACUGUGAUUUUAAGUAAAAUAACGCCUGGUAUAAGAGACGAUAAUAAAUGUUUAGUUUAUAAUAGCCAGAAUAUUCCAAGAAAUGAAAAGGAAUGGGAUGAACUUAGAUAUAUACAUGACCAAUAUACAGGAUAUUACGCAUGGCCAAAAAAAGUAGAAGUGUACGAUUCGCCCUCUAAACAAGAAACAGCAUCAAAAAGAAUGAACAAUUUGACAGAAAUGGAAAAAUAUAUUUACGAUUUUUUCAAUAACGCUGACAAUAUAAAGAAAUUAAUCAAAUUUUUGUCAUUAGAAGAGAAAAAAGGUCGAGACCAGUUCAAUCCUUACAGGUUUUUUGCUUUCAAGAAUUUAUUUAAGAUAUUUGAAGACCGACUUUUGUCACAAUUCGUACCUCACUUGGAAAAAUUAGUUGAAGACAAGCUAGAAUCGAGCCAAAGAUGUGCCGCGGAAAUUAUUAGCGGGAUAAUCAGAGGAUCAAAACAUUGGGAGUACGAGAAAAUAGAAAAACUUUGGGCUACCUUGAUACCCUUGUUAGAAAAAGCCAUUACUAAUAUUUCAACAGAGACGCAAACCGAUUGGGCAUUGUGUGUUACGAUGGGUCUAGAAUCCAGAGAUCCAAAUAGGCAUCAUUGGCUAUUAGAAUAUUUUUUACAGGAUCCCCUGAAAGACCCGACGAUACUCGUGGCUUGUACUCGCCUACACUUACUCUUCAUAGCAAUUAGUCAACAGUCAUGGAGAAAUACGGAAAUUUCUGGACGUCUCUUGGAAUACCUCAGGCCGCAUAUGACUCAUCCCUUCAAAAAUAUAAGAGAAAGAAUUUCGGCCUUAUUAGCGAUCAGCUUCAGUAAUGCAGGACAUGAAAUAAGCUCUGGAAAAGGAGAUGAAAGUGAUAGGAUGAAGAAAUUUUUUGAGAUUGUUUCACCGAAAAUGCAAGAAUUAUUAGAAACAUCGUUGGCCAAAAUAGAAAAUGAUAGAACUACUGUAGAAGCAGAUACAAAUGACGAAAAGGAAUCUCUUAUUAGGUUAUUUAAAAUAGUUUCAAAAUUCGUCAUGACGUACAUGGUACGAAUGAACUAUUCAGCUAGAAAAGAAUUCCUCGAACUAAUCCCUCUGGCGGCCUUAUUUCAAAACAAUGAAGUCGAUGAGGAGUUAGCUACGCUAUCAACGAAUCUAUUGGUAGUACUUUCGGAAACCGGUACUUCCCCGAAAUACAUUCCUGAAGCUAUAGACGUUAUAAGACGAGUUGCAAAAAGCCCGUCGUGGUCGGCGAGAGCCAUCAUAGCGGAAUUUUUGCCCAUUUAUAUAUUUUAUAAUAUGGCAGCCAUCAAUUCCAGGCUGGAGUGGGUGAAAGAAAUACAAUCAGUAGUAUUAGAACUAUUGGAAGAUGCCCAGCAUGAAGUUAGAAUUCAAGCUGGGAAAGUUUUAAGUGGUCUUUUACACUGCCAAUUCAUUCCAGAACCCAGUCAAUUGCUAACACAAUUUAAACAAAAAGCUAGAUACAGACGCAGUAAGAAGGAAGAUUCAUCUAACAUUAAUAUAAAAGUGAAGCACGCUGCUGUGCUGGGGCUGUGUGCUUUCAUAGAAUCUCACCCUUAUGAUGUACCUGAUGAUUUACCAGAAAUAUUUCAGCACCUUAGACCACAUCUAAGUGAUCCUCAACCUAUUCCUGCAACAAUCCGCAAAACUUUGGGCGAUUUUAAACGAACACACCACAAUAAUUGGGAGACUCACAAGCUUAAGUUUACAGAAGAGGAAUUGUGCUUAUUGAGUGACCUCACAGUGCCUCCGAGUUAUUAUGUGUAGUUCUCAAUCUUCUUUAGAAAAAUAUUUUAGUAAAUACGAUAUUGUGAUGAAAAAAAGGGAAAAGGGAAUGUUUAAGGCUAAAAUCUCGAUAUUGAUAUUGUAACAAUUCUUAACGAUACAAAUUUAAUCUAAAAAAGGCUGCACUCGGGAGUAAUUAUAUUGUUUAUGAAAUUAAAUACAAAGGCUGUAUUAAAUGUAACAACCUCUAAUAAAAGUUAACACAAUCAGACUAAAGUAAUUAAAUAUGUAAGAUUUUUAAUCACAUGUGUUUUAGAAAAUUAGUUAUUUUAUUGGUUUUUUUAUUUUUAAUUGGUUAUACACAUUUUAAUUGAAUUCUUUAUGUAAAAUAAAUGUUGUUUUUCAUCAUGAUCAUUUUAUUUUUACAAAAAGGUAAGAUCUAUUAAUAGAAAAAAAAAUAUUACUGUAUUAAUUCAAUAUAAAAACUUUCAAUCAAUUGUUUUUAUUAUUUAUACAAGGAUAAUCGCACUAAUCAAUAAUCUAACCAUAGGAG
Psylliodes chrysocephalus is the source of this 6167-nucleotide messenger RNA. Lineage: Eukaryota; Metazoa; Arthropoda; Insecta; Coleoptera; Chrysomelidae. The record is from the annotation of a GenBank genome assembly.